This is a messenger RNA of Aplysia californica (California sea hare), 834 nucleotides long. Its product is annotated as putative NADP-dependent oxidoreductase YfmJ. Gene Ontology annotation, molecular function: 15-oxoprostaglandin 13-reductase [NAD(P)+] activity. The record is from RefSeq and is a predicted model, not a curated record. Gene Ontology annotation, biological process: prostaglandin metabolic process. NCBI's taxonomy places the organism in Eukaryota, Metazoa, Mollusca, Gastropoda, Aplysiida, Aplysiidae.
AAAAAAAUCCACCCCAAAGAAUCUUUUACGGAUGGUUUCGAGAACAUGCCCAAAGCCUUCAUUGACCUCUUCAAAGGAGCUAACUUCGGGAAGGCAAUCAUCGAAUGUUGAUCAAAAUACUAGCUAUCGCCUAGACUGCCAAAUAUAAUUAAUUAGCCAGGUGCUCAAUGCCAGAACUUGACUGGUUGUUGACGGUAACUCAGGGGGGCCGAACUCAAAUAAGACUUCUCUAAAGGUUGGGGGCUGAUCUAGUCCAACAUUCAUUGUGAAGUGAAAAAUUUACUAAUUAAAAAAAAAAAAACCAUUGAUAGGAAUAUAAUAAUAUGAAUUUAAAAAGACCAAAAAAAAAAUUUGAAAAAAAAUUGAACACUCAUUGAGUAGUGGAAAAGUAGAUCUAAACCUUGUUUCAAAUAAUGGUGCGAAUAUAAUAUUAAUAAUUGAAAUGGACAAAAGUUCGAAUUAUGAAAUAUCAAGACAUGCCAAUUUUCGCUUGUAUGUUAAUUAUUAGUGAGAGCUGGAAGUUUGGGUUCUUUUUUUCUUGACAUUAAAUUUGUUAGUGCUUGGAGUAGGGUAGGGUUCUGCGUUAUCGAUAUUCUCAGGAUGGACUGCCUAGAAUUCUCUCGCAGGCCGGACUUAACGGUUCGCCGGGCCAUAUGGGACCUGCCUGCAGGCCUUGAGUUUGGCACCAAAGGGUUAACUCAAUGUCUAUAGAACGCCAGUAGCGAUGGUUUUUAUCGCAUGCUCUCAGCUGUUGUCGUAUUGACAACAGUGUUGUUUUUUGUACAUAAUUAUUUCGUUAUUCUGUGAAAUAAAUUAUACUUAUUGUUUAAAUUU